GACAGAUGCUCCUGGUAGGCGCUCAUGUCUCUGUCGCGCCCCGCGUGGCCUGCAGGGCCUGCCUGGCCUGUCUCCUCAGAACCGCCUCCUGAGGACCCCGCUGCGGCGUCCCCCAGCAGCAAGCGGCGGCGUCUGAAGGAGCCUGACGGCGGAGUCUCUGAGGCGGGAUGGCCGCUGCUUGUGGUGCCUCGCUUGUCUGAGGUAGAAAAAGUCUGGGAGUGGUCGCUCAGACCCUUCACAGCGUUCCUCAUUCCAAAGAGCCCGGGGAGCUCAGCCGGUGGGAAGCAGUCGUGUGACCUGGGAUGUCGGGACAGAACAUUCCAGGCGCACAGCUGUUGGCAGUCUGGAAUCUUAGGUUGUUCUAGGGCUCCAAGAAGGUCUUGUGAAGCAGGACUGCAGGACAGGGAGGUUCAGGGGGUGCGCCUUGGUGACCAAGCAGAAGUGAGUCAUGCUCCACCCAAUAGCCCCAUGCCCUAUGUCCAAGGAGUCAAACAGGAGCCUGAAGAACUUCCUGAGAAGGAAACUAUUCUGAAAGAAAAGAAUUCUGUGAGAGAGCCAGGAAACCCAUUUCUAGAUGUACCAUUUUCUGAGGAAACUAAGUCAGCAUUACAUGAAAUUAAAGACAGAUGUAAAGUUGACAGUGUUAUAACCUCUGAGAAAAAAGAAAACGUUUCAUCGUCUACACUAAAAAUAUCAAAAUUUCAAAACCAGGCCUGCUUGGAAAGUGCCAAACCUAGCUAUUUUAGAGAUAGCAACACAAAAAAUUUCUUUGAGUUUCCAAGGGAUUUAAAUAGCAACAUGUCCUUUGUCUAUUUAAAGGAAACAGCAAAGAAAAAAAAUGACAAAAUUGUGGCAUAUGUUAGGGAUUUCACAAACAUUUUCUCGUCCCAAAAUAGACCGAAUGCUAAGAAACAAAAGUUACAGGAUGAUAAAAAAAAUGUAUAUGUGGAAAAUGAUUUUUCUGACUAUUCUGAAAGUUACCACCAGUCACUCACCAUUGAAGGGAAAAUAGACUUGAUCAAUUUAAACUACUAUAGGCACAGUAGUAUUGAGUGUGAUGUAAGAGACUCUAAAAAGAAUUUCACUCUAACACUAGAAGUUGCAAAUUGCGAGGGAACAGAAAGGAAUCAAGAGUAUUACAUACCUACCAGACAAGAAUUUCAAAACUUGGACUGUGACAGAUCUAUUUUGAAAAUAAAAAAGGAAAAUUGUUGGAGAAUAAAAAAAAUUAGGAUUAUUUGUGAGAAUAAUAUGAUUCUGGAAAACAAUAUAGUUUCUUUGCAUGAUAACUUUGAUUCUUUCAUAAGAAAGAAAGAAAAGAAGAAAGAUGAUAGGGAAUCAGAAGAGGGAUGCAUUUUCAAAUAUAUAGUGAAUUUGAAUUAUUUGAAAAAUAUUAAAAAGGAAAGAUAUAUUGUGUAUCUAACAAAGAUGUUAACUUCUUUAAGACUGUUAGAAUGUAAUACAAAAUCUACAGCAAAGAAAAGGAAACUAUUUAAAACGGAACAUGUUCUUCAACGGGUUAAGAAACAAAACAUCAAUUCUCUUACUAUGACAACUAAAAUUUUUCUAAUUUACAAACUAUGUGAAAAUGUUCCCCCUUUAAUGGGUUUUGAUAACACGGAAGAACUUUCUUUGACAAAAGAAUCUAGUUAUGAGAGUACAAGAUGUGCCAAACUACUACUAAAUAUGAAAAAUUUGGAUUAUUAUAGUUUUGGUAUUGAUGGCACACAUGUGGAGUCUGAUCCUCUAUUUAUACAGAAUAACUGUGGACAUAUUAAUGAAAAAUAUUAUGAGAGUAGUAUGUAUAAUCAAGAUUUAGAUACUGUAAGAAAAUGGAAGCAUAAGACCAUUCACUUUAUUUUUAAGUCGAUAUUUGAAGAUGUCUUUAAUGUUAGACAACUGUGCACAUUGUUAAGCCAAAAUACAUCACACAGUGACCAGAUUAAUGCUAUGGCGAUAACUCUGAAGAUCAGCUUGGAGAAUCUGUUAAGUGAAACAGAAGGGAAAAUAUAUGAUUUUGUUUUGAAGAGAGAAAUGAAGGUCACAAAAAGUUCAAGUAGUUUUCAAGCCCAUAACGCUAUUGACACUGAGAAGGAAGAGGAUAGUUUUCCCACAAUGGACGGAAUGUCUUCAGUGCAGUCAGCUUCGCUAGUGAGUAAGAGCAUAAAUAUGGAAGAAACUAAAUCUCUUAAUCAAAAUAAUAGAACUAGCACAAAAGAGGAUGGAGGUAUUUUGCAAGAAAGUGAGUUAGCUAAUUCAAAGCAUUUUCAUCCAAAGAAUGAGUCUGCAUUAUAUGCUAAUCAUCAAUUUGAAAGUGACUCAAGUGGGGAGAACAAUGAAUGUUUUCAGGGUUUAACUGCUACAUGUUUAUCAACAGAAACUCUGCCAAUAGCAGAAGAGUUUGAGAUGAAGAGCAAAUUUGAUUUAGUACUUGAAGAACUUCGAAUGUUUCAUGAAAUUAGUAAGGAAAAUGAAAUUCCAAGUACCAGGAUGACAAACAAUAGGAAAGAAAAUUACUUUGGAGAAAGUAAUGAUGUUAAAGAGGCAAGAAUGGAGAUAGGAAAAAAACUGGAAAUGGUUGAAACCAACACAAGAAAUGCACCUUUUUUGUCCUGUGAUGUGAAGGCAGGUCUCAACAAACAUAAAAGGCACCAAAGUUUAUUUAACUGGAAAAUGCUACCUACUCAUGGAGGACAGGCAGUUCCCAAUGAGUGUUGGCCAAGAUCAGAGGAACGAUCACUCCAUUCUACUCCUGAGGAAGAUUAUAAGAAACAUUUACCUAAAAGCCCUACUUUUUCCCCUGAUGAAUAUAAAAAUGAAACUUUAUUGAAGGGAGGCAGUCAUUUUUCGCAUGGGAUUUCCAGAGUACAGCCUCUUAAGACAUGCAGUCGUCCAAUUAGGGUUGGCUUGUCAAGAAGAGCUAGGCUGAAACAGCUUCAUCCUUACCUGAAAUGAAUGAGUUGUAAGGACUUACAAGAAGCUUCUGGACUUUACCAGUUCAGCAUGUCUAGGAAUGAUUUACUUGUUGCUUUGUAUAAGUGUUUUCCUCCAGCUGCAGAUUUUGUGUUGUAUUUUUUUAAGUGUAGAGAGGUUCUUUUCUGUAUAAAUUAUUUAAUUACCUUGAAAGGAAAACUUUUACUGCUAUUUCAUGUCAUAUGAUCAAGAUACACAUUAAAGUAUUUUUAUGAUCAUAUAAACC
Molecule: messenger RNA, 3199 nt
Organism: Mus musculus (house mouse)
Lineage: Eukaryota; Metazoa; Chordata; Mammalia; Rodentia; Muridae
Gene: Rad51ap2
Product: RAD51 associated protein 2
Exons: 3
Coding region: 25-2955 (976 amino acids)
Source: RefSeq, marked validated